Molecule: messenger RNA, 3007 nt
Organism: Anguilla anguilla (European eel)
Lineage: Eukaryota; Metazoa; Chordata; Actinopteri; Anguilliformes; Anguillidae
Gene: dlc
Product: deltaC
Exons: 9
Coding region: 258-2231 (657 amino acids)
Biological process (GO): Notch signaling pathway; multicellular organism development; cell communication
Cellular component (GO): membrane
Molecular function (GO): calcium ion binding; Notch binding
Source: RefSeq, a predicted model, not a curated record
CAACGACUUCAAACUGAAUAUCAAAGUCCAAGCUGUAGUCUAUAGUCUACUCAGCAGGAGCCCAAGGAUAUUUUUUUAUCGUAUGCUCCAGUUCUUUACAAUUUGUUUGAGCAGAGGAACACGUCGGUGAUAUAUUUUCUCUUUAAUUUAUUAUUUCUAAUGUUAUUUUUCUGAUUUUGGGGAUACGUGGAUAUAUUAACCUUCACUGGAUAUCUGCCACUGUCUGCUAUUAAUAGCGGACCAAGAAACAACACAAAAUGGCUUAUCUGCUAUUAACCUGUUUUUUGGCUUUGUUAUCAACAGAACUGGUUGGAUCUUCCGGUGUGUUUGAGCUGAAAGUGCACUCGUUUAGCAGCACUCACAAUGUUUGCAGAAGGUCCAGAGACUGUCAGAUCUUUUUCCGAGUGUGUCUCAAGCACUCACAGGAUGUUAUUUCGCCCGAGCCACCUUGCACCUACGGGACCGGUCUGACAGAGAUCUUCCGCGCUGAUCAGAGUUCCAUCGCCAGUAGCGCGCCGAUUAAGGUCCCCUUUCACUUCAAGUGGCCGGGUACUUUCUCGCUAAUCAUCGAAGCCUGGAACGCCGACUCAACUGAACAGUCUACAGAUAACCACAACAAUCUGAUUAGUCGCUUAGCUACCCGAAGGAGACUAGCCAUUGGCGAAGACUGGUCCCAGGACGUGAAUUUUGGAGAGCAAAGUGAACUGCGUUAUUCUUACCACGUCGUAUGUGACGAGCAUUACUACGGCGACAGCUGCUCCAACUACUGCCGACCUCGUAACGAUACCUUCGGACACUAUACCUGUGACGGAUCUGGAAACCGAGUCUGUCUCACUGGCUGGGAAGGACAGUACUGUUCUGAACCCAUCUGCUCGUCUGGCUGCAGCGACAAGCACGGUUACUGCGAGUCCCCAGGCGAGUGCAAGUGCCGCCUCGGGUGGGAAGGCCCGCUGUGCGACGAGUGUAUGCGCUACCCCGGCUGCCUGCACGGCACCUGCGGGCAGCCCUGGCAGUGCAACUGCAAGGAAGGCUGGGGCGGGCUGUUCUGCAACCAGGACCUGAACUACUGCACCAACCACAAGCCAUGCAGGAACGGCGCAACCUGCACCAACACUGGCCAGGGAAGCUACACUUGCGCGUGCCGCCCGGGCUUCAGCGGCAGUAACUGCGAAAUCGAGACGAACGAGUGCGACAGCAACCCAUGCAAGAACGGUGGAAGUUGUAAUGAUAUGGAGAACGACUACUCGUGUACCUGCCCUCAGGGCUUUUACGGAAAGAACUGCGAAAUUAGCGCCAUGACAUGCGCGGAUGGACCCUGCUUCAACGGCGGCACCUGCGUGGAGAAAAUGACCGGGGGCUAUUCCUGCCGCUGCCCCCAUGGCUACAUGGGGUCCAACUGUGAGAAGAAACUGGACCGUUGCAGCAACAACCCCUGCUCAAACGGCGGUCAGUGCCUCGACCUUGGACACAGUGUGAUGUGUCGGUGCCGAGCUGGCUUCACCGGGCAUCGCUGCGAGAUAAACAUCGACGACUGCGCCAGCAGCCCCUGCCGCAAUGCCGGCACGUGCGUGGACGGCGCCAACGACUACGUCUGCACCUGCACGCUGGGCUACACCGGCAAGAACUGCGGCGUGCGCUCCGACGCCUGCAGCCGCUACCCCUGCCAGAACGGCGGCACCUGCUUCACCCACUUCUCCGGCCCCGUCUGCCAGUGCCCGACCGGCUACAUGGGCUCACGCUGCGAGUUCAGGAUCCAGACCACCGAGCCCAAGGGCUUCCCUGUGGCGCUGGCCAUCUCCUUCGCCCUGGGCCUCAUCACUCUCACCCUGGUAGUCUGUGCGGCAGUCUACAUCCUGCGCCAGAUGCGGCGGGGCCGCAAGAGCCUGGGAGCCUCCGUGCGCAACGACCUGGACACCAUCAACAACCGGGCCUCGGUCUUCCCCCGCGAGAAGGAGGCCUUCCUCAUCCCCGGGGGCCCCUACAAGGUCUCCAACAAGGACGUCGCGCUCAGCGCCUCGGAGGUGGCCAGCAAGAACUCCGGCUACAUGCACAAGCCAAAAGACUACAACCUGGCCGAAGAAGAGAGGAAGUCCAGAAGCAAGAUGGAGCAGAAAAAAUCUGAAUCCUGUAUUUUGGUUCCUCCACUAAACUUCCCAAAAGAAGGCCUAUAUCAGCCAGUCUACAUUAUCCCUGAGCAGAUCGACCAAUGUGUUUUUGCUACUGAGGUUUAAUGACAAUAUUCCAAACCUGGAGCACCUCAUCCAGAAGGGACCCUGUCUGGACAUGUUUACAUUUUAUUUUAACAGAUAUUUGAAAGAAAUGAAGAGAGUAUAUAUUAUAUCUAUAUAUUAUUUAUUAUUUAUUGAUGCUGCUCACUUAAAAAAACAAACAAACAAAAAAGACUACUUCUGGGAGGAGUCUCUUUCCAGAGAGGAAAGAAGAAUGAUUGUGGGAAGAUGGAAGUUAUAGGAAACAGGAAGACUGACCGGAAUUAUUUGCACUACAGUUUUUUUUACUUACACAAUUAUUUUCCAGUAUGUUCAUAAUAAAUGAAAGAGUGAAGAAGAGAAGAAAACACAGAAUGCAGAGAACCAAGGAUUUUUUGAAACACAGUAAAUCAGGAUUUUUUAAAAGUUCCAAUGUCAUGCAACUUCCAAGAGCAGUACAACAACAAUGGUGUCUUUCUCUACAGACAGCAGCUCUAAGGGGGCCUUAUAUUUCAACUGAAAACUGCCUUCAAAUUUUACAGUUUUUUUAUUUUCAUUUUGUUUGUAUCUCAUAAUUCUGUGAUCAAGAAGAGUUUCUCCGGAGUACAGCAUUAAUCUCACCAUAGGUGAGAUCUGAGACACCACUUCCUGUAGGGGACAUCCAUGGGAUCCUGAGAAGUCUAUGCUCAAACCGAUAUCUCAGUUUGUGAAAUUAGCCCUUACAGAUGCUUACUUUUCCCAGCAAUGGACGGAUGGAAUUGGAACCGUCCAUAGUAAUGGAUUAAAAUGUUAUCAAUGAU